AUGGUGGAGAUGCUCUCUGCUCGUCCUCCUACACCCCCAAGGACAGCCUCACGCAUCGUGAUUGAAAACACCGAGUCACCACUAGCCGUUCAAACGCCCAAGGAGCCACCAUUUUCUGCGCUGGGAUCGGUGGGGGUGGGCCCAUCCAACCGCAGUUCGAAGAAAGUGAAUUUCUCGCCAUGGCCCAAGUACAUCAAACCACCAACUUUUGCUAGUGCCAUGAAAUCAGCCCCCGACUUCAAGACUAUCCCUCCACACACAGAUUCAAAGCCUACUAAGUCGAUCCUAAAAGCAACUCAGUCACCAAUUCCUGUUUGGUCCCCCAAUGUCGAUACAUUCACCUCCGAAUCGCUUGCCAUGCUGCUCGAAUCAGUCAUCCAACAACUAGCAGGCGAGUCGAUGAGCUCCCGACUCGAUGCCUACAUGCAAUUCUUUGGUGCGCUACGCACGUACGAUGGGCUUCCAGCGGGUCAGAAGAUUGCCGAAAAACUAAAUCUCAUCACCGAGUUUAUUCAGCGAGAUGUGAAUCAUGACCUUACGAACGGCGGCCCGCUCGAAACGAACCUCGCCAAUCAGGCCUUGAAAUUGUCAGCUGCGUUUGUUUGGCACCCGGAGAUUUCGACACAACUUUCGGAGGAAUUCAAAGUUUUUCUGGUCGACCACUCCAUCACUUGUCUCCAUGAGGCCAAGGCCCCGAAGUCAGUUUUGACGCACUACAUGUCCAUAUUGUCUACACAAAACUUCGGCCCUAAGAUUAUGAACGGUGCUCGUGUAGCGCGUCUUUUGACGGUACUACAAGAAAUAACCAAAAAUAUCAGUGGCAACGCAAUUGUUUCCCAUCGAUUGAACAUUUACCAACGCCUGCUGGGCCAAGCCAAGUCCGCUUUCAUCUCCCAAGCAAACCUAUGGAUAGAACACUUGAUAUUCGGGUUGCUUCAUCACUUGAAGGAUACCAGGUCAAAAGCGAUUGCACUUGGCUUCCAGGUGGCUAUGGAAGCCGGUCCAAAUCCUAUACUAUCGAAAAACAUCCGGGAUCUAUUCGACCGGCCAUUAGAGCAUGACCGGAAGCUUGUAACAGAGGUUCGUGAGCGCAUGACUCGAAUGAUGGCGACGGUGGAUAGCGGUGAGCAUGUUCCGCAGAUUUGGAGCAUCAUCAUUCUUCUUCUCCGGAGUAAAAGAUGGAAUCUGGAGCAAUGGGAUCAUUUCAAGGAAUGGGUUCUCGUACUCCAAAAGUGCUUCAAUUGCAGCGAGCCAGUGAUCAAAGCGCAGGCCAUCCUUGGUUGGAAUCGAUUUGUGUUUGCUGUCAGCCCCAACGAAUCGACAAGUAGAUCUCUCCUCAAAAUGCUGGGCAAACCGGUACUCUCUCAAUUUGACCGCAAAAAGACCGACAAGUCAGGAGCACCUCCCACUCAACUUGCUCUGACCAGCUACUACAAUCUGCUGUAUUACACUUUCCGUCCUUCCGCCUCUUAUCAGCAUUUGGAUAUUAUAUGGGAGGAAUACGUGGUCACUCCGUCUUCAGGCAUCUUUUCAUCAGUUCCGGUUCUCAGCGACUGUCUUUCCCGCAUAUUAACAAACCUGUUGUGGAGCACGCAGGCUAAGAUAUGGAUAGAGAACCGAAUCAACGACACUACCAAAAUGGAAGUAGAGGAACUCCCUGCAGCCGACAGCAGAUGGGUUCGAUCAAGAAUCACCUCAAUUCUGAAGGUUUUCGAGCAUAUGUUCAAGUCUUCAGUUUGGGUCGAUGACGCAGUUGGCCAAUCUCAUGUGGCAUUGGCCUGGAACAGUCUUUCCAGUGCCCUGUCUUUUGCAUCUAGCAAAGAAAUCACCCCUUCAGGGGAAUCGAUACAAGCCGUUGCUAGCGUUUGGGGCUUACUGCACCGUCUUUGGACUGCAGGGCCACCCUCUUUGAAUACCGAUACUACAGAUGUCUUCUUCAAAAGAUUCAGAUUCUUGUCCACAACCAUGAUUGUUUCUAUUGGGAGCAUUCCGUUUACUGAAAAGCUUCUCUUGAGAAAUACGGAUGAAACCGAUAACAUUCCCACACAUUCACACCCAAAUACGACCCAAGAGAGUGCCAUUCUUCAUCUCCUUCGAAUAAUAAGCAGCACUACAGGGACAAUAACGCCGAGUCAAUCUUACGCACAACUUGUAUUGGGUAACAUCGAAGCAGCAUGUAACGGCAGAUUCUCCCGUGGAUCUCGUCUUGAACUUCUCCAACAGUGUGCAGAAUUGAGCACUACGAAAACCAGUGCUAUUCCCCGUGCAGCUCAGCUGUCGGAGGUUGUUUGGAAUGCCACUACCCAGGCGGCCGCAAACGCUUUACAGUCGUUCCCUAUGGAAUCCGCUCGUGGGCGCGAUGGCUCUGUAUCUCGUGACUACGAGAAUGUCAUCAAGAUUCUCUCGUUCGGCCUUUCGUUUCCGUUAGCCUUUCAACAGUGGUCUCAUUUGCUUGAAACGUUUGUUCGCGUGGUUAGAACAGAGAAAGGGAACCAAGCGGUUGCCACGAUGAUUGUGGAACCCAUAGCCGAACGCCUCAUGCAUCUUUCUGCUAGAGAUACCUACCUACCCUCAACCUCACUGCUUGGCCAUUCCUUGUCUAUCCCUUUCAUGCAAGGAACCGGUCUAGGGAUUGAUCGCAGCGGUAUACAGGCAACUGGUCAUUCUAUCUUUCCUCAUAAACUUCUCGGGUCAAUUGCCCAAACAUUACAUGGUGCAUACGAAAAUUUUAGCGCAUCAAAAUCCCACGGUCUUGCCGAGUUCAUCGAGGCAUUGACUUCUUUUCUGGGAACUGGUGUUCCGCAGUUCCAGUGCCAAAUUCUUCAAUGUCUCCAGUCAUCACUUGGUCUUUGGUUGAAGGAUGAAUCUUACAAAAUCCAUGUUGACUGCGGCGUUGACAGCAGAAUUCUAACAGCUUGCCGUGCGCUCUCGUCAGCUACUAUCAAUAUUCUGCAAAAUUCGGUUUCCCAUGAUCUACCUUCUUUGAAAAACUUCGAGCCUAUUCUUUGCGCUGGUUUGGAGUCUUCGCACAUGUCAACAUCCAAGAGAUACCUCGAACUUUGGGGCUUGACCUUUGGUUCACAGUCUUUUGUCACCCCAGGCACCAUUUUGCAAGCUGUACAAACUGCCGGAUCCAGGGUUCAGACCGCAACCUUGCCUCCACAAGGCGGUGACCAAGAUACCGAGAUGCUACCUCCGCCUCCUCUACAAGACAAAAUGGAUCAGACAUUCCAUCAGCCGUCUCAGGAUACUCAGCUUUCGUCCCCCGUCAUAAGGACCGAAGACUCCUCGUCGGUCCUCAAGCCAACUGAACAGUUCCAUGAACUCAAGUUGCCGAGUAACUUUCAACAGCCCACGGAUGUGCAAAUUGUUGACGGCAUUUCAGUGUCUCACAAGCGUAAAAGCCAUCGUGAAAUGUUUUCGAUGAUUGAAUCGAUUCAAUCCUCGUCACCAGCCAGCACUCCACGAAAAUUAGGAUUCGAUACUCCUCCCCACCUACGCAAACUACAUGGGGAAUCACUAAUCGAACUCCCUCUAACACCUACUCUUGUCCCUACUGAGAAUGAAGAGGGAUUCAUUGGCUCGUCCCCGACACCUGGGACCAGAGACCCAACACCCGCGAUGAACUCUGACGCACUGAUAUCGAGCCACAUGCCUGUAGAUUUGGGUAUAGACCCUCCAUCAUCUCCUCCCGAAAUACAAUCUCGGAGUCCAAGCCCUCGGAAGGGUCGCUCCAAAAGCGCGCGGCGAAGGGCCGCAAAAGCAAGAAAGGCUCUUAUUGGUACAUCCGGCAAACAGUCAACAGUCAACAGCCCAGCUACUUCCCGUCUUGCGACGGAGAACAUGGACACAGAUAUAGGUGAUUCCCAUGGCUAUGGUAGUGAAAACGCCGACGCUACACCUCGAGCAAACGGAGAAACUGCCAGCAGGCGACUUCGAUCUGCCCUAGGUAAAGACUCAGAUACAGCAGGUCCUUCCCCCGUUUCAGUGGUGGACUCUGAUAAGACACCUAUGCAACAACCUAGUCGCAGAAGUAAAUCAGGCUCAAGCUCCAAGACGAAACGGAAGCAAACUCAGUCUACGGAUGAUCAACCCCAGCAAGCCACCGACAUGCCUCAUGAAAUGCUUCCGGAUAGUUUCAUGGACUCAAGUGAGGAGACAGAGACCCAAAUCGCAUCACAGCUUGGAGUGGACUUGGAACUGGCAGUCGAUAUGGACGAUAGAGAUCAUCUGGAGCGAGAAAGUCUUCCCGAUGGGCCGUCUAUAAGGAAGAGAAAGCGGGAUCAAGAGGAAUCUUCAUCUGUGAGAGCUGACAGGCGCCGGUCGACGCGGCUGUCCACGGCUAAAGAAGUGGUCAAUGUUGAUUCAUUGCAGCCUGAUUUUUCACAAUCGGACCGCGCCAUUUCUCGGCCAGCCUCUCCGGCUAAAUCAUUGUCGCCAACUGCGACUCGCCGAUCCACCCGCUAUUCACAACGAAAAGAUAGUGAUAACGCUCUUGUGAUUUCAGUCCCUACAACCCAAGACUCUGUUGCACAAGAAUCAACGCAAGAUGCUGAGACUCUGCGGCCAUCCAAAAGGUCUCGCAGAUCUAUUCGUCUUGAGGACCAGUCUGCUGCCGAUGGCACUACCCAAAAUGUCCCUCGAGAUACCCGCUCCCGAAAAACACGGUCUCAGCAACAUGCAUUUGACUCAUCUCAACCUCAACUUUCAAGCAUUGCAUCCAAGGAACAUAGCGAUAGUGACCAAUUGCUACCUCAUGUCGACCUGGACAUAGUCCCCGAGAGCCUCAUUACAGAAGACGAAGCUGGGCAGAGCAACUCUCUUGUUUCUACCGAAGAAGCAACUGCUACUCAAGUCUCUGAAAUGGAGCAGGCUAUUGAGUCUGCGGUAAAAUCAGACAUCGAUGUGGAAAAUACGGAUGCAGCACAACAACCUGGUGAAAUAGUCGAGCAAUCUACGAGUAUUGCCACCACGGGUACCCAAACCCAAGAAACACCCCCCGAACCUAAAUCCGACAUCAGCGAACGAGGCGUCACCCAAUCCCUGGAGAAUCUCCUAGGUGAAAUGAAAAUGACGGCCUUGUCCUCGAGUGCUUUCCGCGAGGUCGAUGAUCUUCUUUUCAAACUUCGUUGCGAAGCACAAAAUGCAUCAGCGCGACACAAUACUUGA
Penicillium vulpinum is the source of this 5169-nucleotide messenger RNA. RefSeq lists its product as uncharacterized. Gene Ontology annotation, biological process: telomere maintenance. The record is from RefSeq and is a predicted model, not a curated record. The coding region runs from base 1 to 5169 and encodes 1722 amino acids. The transcript has a single exon. Gene Ontology annotation, cellular component: nucleus. NCBI's taxonomy places the organism in Eukaryota, Fungi, Ascomycota, Eurotiomycetes, Eurotiales, Aspergillaceae.